AUGGGUUCCCUCGGUCCAGACACCAAGAAGCCGUGGAUCCAAACACCAUGCAUCGCAUCAGCUACUCUGUCUCGCGCAGCAGGAUGCAACAUCUACCUCAAACUUGAAAACCUCCAACCCUCAGGCUCCUUCAAGUCCCGCGGCGUAGGCAACCUCAUGGUCCGCGCCGCCGCCGACGCGCCGGCCGACCAAGAAUCCCACUUCUACUGCUCCUCGGGCGGCAACGCCGGCCUCGCCUGCGCGACCUCGGCCAUCGCCCUCAACCGCAAGGCCACCAUCGUCGUGCCCAUGACCACCUCCCCGCUCAUGAUCUCCAAGCUGCGCCUCCUCGGCGCCGACGUCCGCCAGAUCGGCGCAAACUGGGCCGAGGCGGACGCCCACCUCCGCGAGGUGAUGCUCGCCAACGACCCGGCGGGCGUGUACGUGCCCCCCUUUGACCAUCCGCACGUCUGGGACGGCGCGGCCACUAUUGCCGAUGAGCUCGUCGCGCAGUUGGCAUCAUCAUCGCCGGGGAACGAGGUCGAAGUCAACGGGAUUGUGUGCUCCGUCGGCGGCGGCGGGUUACUAGCCGGUCUCGCGCAGGGCGUCGCGCAGAACCAGUGGCCAGGGAAGGAACCGCGGCUGAUGGCCGUGGAGACGGUUGGCGCGGACAGCCUCAACGCCAGCGUGCUCGCCGGUGAGCACGUCACGCUGCCAGGGAUCAAGUCCAUUGCGGGAUCGCUGGGUGCGGUGCGCGUUGCGGCGAGGGCGUGGGAGGUGGCGAGGGAUACGCCCGGGUUCCAGAGCGUGACGGUCACGGAUGCCGAGGCGGCGCUGGCGUGUGUGCGCUUUGUGGAUGACGCGCAGCUGGUGGUUGAGGUUGCUUGUGGUGCGACAGUUGCGACGGCGUACAACGGUGCGCUUAGGAAGCAUUUCGGUGCGGGCAUGUCGGACGAGGAGUGGGCGAAGCAGAACAUUGUGCUUAUUGUGUGUGGCGGUUCGAAUGUUACUAUGGAGAUGUUGAACGAAUACCGUUCAAAAUAUGGUCAUGCUUCAUGA
This is a messenger RNA of Colletotrichum costaricense, 1038 nucleotides long. Its product is annotated as pyridoxal-phosphate dependent enzyme. The record is from RefSeq and is a predicted model, not a curated record. Gene Ontology annotation, molecular function: threonine deaminase activity; L-serine ammonia-lyase activity; pyridoxal phosphate binding. The transcript has 2 exons. NCBI's taxonomy places the organism in Eukaryota, Fungi, Ascomycota, Sordariomycetes, Glomerellales, Glomerellaceae. Gene Ontology annotation, biological process: L-serine catabolic process; L-threonine catabolic process. The coding region runs from base 1 to 1038 and encodes 345 amino acids.